Messenger RNA from Lactuca sativa (garden lettuce), 1950 nucleotides. RefSeq lists its product as uncharacterized. Gene Ontology annotation, molecular function: hydrolase activity. Lineage: Eukaryota; Viridiplantae; Streptophyta; Magnoliopsida; Asterales; Asteraceae. The record is from RefSeq and is a predicted model, not a curated record.
UAUGAGCACGGGGAUGUACCCGAAAACAGGCAUGGUUUAGAUUGUGGCCCCGUCAAAUCAAUCGGAAUUUGAAAUUUGAAUGCAAAUGACAGCAGGUGCCAUUGAGCUCCAUUGCUCGGGGUCGGGAAUCCUAAUUUUUAACAAAAAACAAACAAAAACCCAAUUAUGAACCUCAAGACUUUACCUACACCUGAGCUACCUUGGUUAUAUAAUAGAUAUAGUGGCAAGCAACAAAAGCGAUUUACAGAUUUAGAAAGAGAUUCAGCAAAAAGAUUUCAGAUUUCGCCACGCAAAAGUCCACAUACUUUCUGUGAUCAUUAUGUCUCUUCUCCACCCACGAUUUCAGGUUGUUGAUGGUUCUCGUUAUUAAAAGAUUGUCACAAAUGUCAAUGAUGACAAGUCAGAAAGUUCGAAUUCACAUUCAAGAUAAUGGGUACCCAUAAACCAUCAUGAAUCGCAUAAAUAAAUGAUUGAAGAAGAGAAAAGAGAGCCAAAUAGGAUGUCGCUUGUCAUUUUUCAGUAAUAUUCUUUUUUCAAGGGUUUAUAUGGAGUCUGCUUUAUAAUUUUUUAUGUCCACUGCACCACCAAGCAUAGAUUCUCUCUAUCAGAAUGUGGUAAUUAGAGCCCUUAAAUUUCGAUAUGAAGUGGGGUUUCUUGAUUUUGUGCUCUAUCUAUGUGUUUUAAUUUCUUCAUUUGAUUCUCUUUCUCUCUCUUCAUGUCAUGGAUGCUCUUGCUUCUUAUUGGGUUUUAGGCACAAUGUGCAGCUGGUGCACAUUUGAAUCUUGACAUGUUUUAUUCUCUUUGUAACCACCCAAGCUCCCUAUAAAUUAAGCCCACACCAUCAAGGGUGUCUCCUCAACACAUAACACCUUCUACUGCUUCUUGCAUUUCCUUUACAAAUGAGUAGUUAUACAAAUGCUUCCAUUGGUUCCGGUAGUAGAACACCUAGGAGAAGCGUUGAGUUUGGUAGGACUUAUGUGGUGAGGCCAAAAGGGAAGCACCAAGCAACGGUUGUUUGGUUGCAUGGUCUUGGUGAUAAUGGCUCAAGUUGGUCUCAACUCUUGGAUAAUCUUCCUCUUCCAAACAUUAAGUGGAUAUGCCCAACUGCUCCUACUCGCCCUGUGACUGUUCUUGGUGGAUUUCCUUGCACUGCAUGGUUUGAUGAGGGAGAGCUCUCAGAAGAUGGCCCAAAUGAUGUUGAAGGUUUAGAUGCUUCAGUAUCACACAUAGCAAACUUGUUAUCAACGGAGCCCACUGAUGUUAAACUUGGUAUUGGGGGAUUUAGUAUGGGUGCUGCAUGUGCACUUUACUCUGCAACUUGUUUCGCCCAGGGUAAAUACGGAAAUGGCAGCCCUUAUCCAGUUAACUUAAAGGCUAUUGUAGGAUUGAGUGGCUGGCUUCCUGGUGGAAGGAGUUUGAGAAGCAUGAUAGAAGGAUCACAGGAUGGUGCUAGACGUGCUGCCUCAUUGCCCAUUUUGCUUUGUCAUGGACGUGGUGAUGAAGUUGUCCCAUACAAAUUCGGAGAGAGGUCUUCUCAGAUCUUGAGUUCAGCUGGAUUCAGAUAUGUUGCAUUCAAAACAUAUGAAGGGCUUGGACAUUACACUGUCCCUAAAGAAAUGGAAGAGGUGUGCCAAUGGCUAAAUGCAAGGCUUGUAGCUUAAGUGAAUGCCAUGGCAUUAGUAGUGUUUUCUUGCAGCUAGUUUGAUGAACAAUUGGUCACUGGUAACCGAAGAAGAGAGGGGAAACAUACACAUUUUGAGAUGGGAUAAAAUUAUUAGGCUUUAAUGGAGAAUAUGUUGGUAUUGUAUUUUAGUUUCUUGGUGUAAAAUAAAGAUUUGAAAAGAGUUUGUUCUUGUGAUAUUUGUGUUAGGGACUGUAGAUGGGAAUUUGUUGUGAAUCUUGAGUUUUGGAGGGGUUAUUGGUGUUGCAAUAAUUAUUUAAUUACUUGUA